AGCGCUGCGAGCGCAGUGUUGACACACAAUGAUCACUCCACUUCACCGCACAACCCUCCGCUUCCUGCACCUGCAACUGGCCACCAACCCACGGGGGCAGCUCUAGGGGAGCGACAUGUACCAUCGUGGAUAUGCACCAUGCUGGCUUAUUUGACUUUAACAGCUUGACUAAGGCUUAAAAAGCUUGUGUAUCAGUCAAAGCUUGAAGCCGCAGUAGGAGAAGAAAUGGGGAACACGGCUACCAAGUUCCGCAAGGCUCUCGUCAACGGGGACGAGCCGCUCGCCUGCCAACUCUACGACAGCAACCUGCAGUUCAAGGAGGCUCUGGAUCCCAACUCCACAUAUGGAGAGUCCUACCAGCACAACACUCCACUGCACUAUGCUGCCCGGCAUGGCAUGAUAAGCCUACUCAGGGCUUUUCUUCUCAAGAAAGAUGGCAAUCCUAACAAGAGGAAUGUGCACAAUGAGACAUCUCUGCAUCUUCUCUGCAUGGGAACCCGGAUCCUGAUAUCUGAAGGGGCACUGCAACCGCGGCUCUCACGGCCAUAUGAAGACGAACACCGCCGAGGAGAAUGCCUAAAACUCGUCCUGUCGUGGACAGGUGCAAAGUUAGACCGUGGAGAGUUCGAGAGGGCUGAUAUCAAUGCCACCGACAACAAAAAAAACACCUGCCUACAUUAUGCUGCUGCCUCAGGCAUGAAGACCUGUGUUGAGUUAUUGCUGCAGAGAGAAGCGGACCUGUUUGCGGAGAACGAAAACCGCGAGACUCCAUGUGACUGUGCAGAAAAGCAGCACCACAAGGAGUUGGCCCUACGCCUGGAGUCGCAGAUGGUCUUCUCUCUGGCCCCUGAGGCGGAGGAUAUAGAAGCUGAGUAUGCAGCUCUUGACCGAAGAGAGCUGCAUGAAGGCCUGCGACCUCAGGAUCUGCGCAAACUGAAGGACAUGUUGAUAGUGGAGACAGCUGACAUGCUGCAGGCCCCACUCUUCACCGCAGAAGCACUGCUGCGUGCCCAUGAUUGGGACAGAGAGAAGCUCUUAGAGGCCUGGAUGAGCAACGCGGAGGAAUGCUGCCAACGCUCAGGCGUACAAAUGCACAACCCACCUCCAAGUGGCUACAACGCGUGGGACACCUUGCCCUCUCCCCGGACGCCGCGCACCACCCACUCCUCCAUCACCUGCCCUGACCAAAUCAGUCUCAUGCCUGCAGAUGAGAAGUCUUCCCUAUGUGGCAUAUGCAUGUCCUCCAUCUCGAUGUUUGAGGAUCCUGUUGAAAUGUCCUGUGGCCAUGAAUUCUGUAGAGCAUGCUGGGAAGGAUUUUUGAACCUCAAGAUUCAAGAGGGCGAAGCCCACAACAUUUUCUGCCCAGCCUACGAUUGUUACCAGCUAGUGCCAGUGGAAGUCAUAGAAAGUGUGGUUUCUAGAGAGAUGGACAGACGCUACCUCCAGUUUGACAUCAAGGCGUUUGUGGAAAACAAUCCAGUAAUACGCUGGUGUCCUCAGGCAGGAUGUGAAAGAGCAGUAAGACUAAACACCAAGGCCCCUGGGACCUCGACCUCAGAUGCUCUGAGCUUUCCACUGCUCCGGGCACCUGCUGUGGAUUGUGGCAAGGGCCAUCUUUUCUGCUGGGAGUGUCAAGGUGAAGCCCAUGAACCGUGUGACUGCGAGACCUGGAAGUUCUGGCAGCAGAAAGUUGCUCAGAUGAAACCUGUGGAAUUGGCUGGUGUGAGCGAAGCUUACGAGGAUGCAGCCAAUUGCCUGUGGCUGCUCAGCAACUCUAAACCCUGCGCCAACUGCAAGUCUCCAAUUCAGAAAAACGAGGGCUGCAAUCAUAUGCAGUGCGCUAAGUGCAAGUAUGACUUCUGCUGGAUCUGCCUGGAGGAGUGGAAAAAGCACAGCUCAUCAACAGGGGGCUACUACCGCUGCACCCGCUACGAAGUCAUCCAGCAGGUGGAGGAACAGUCAAAGGAGAUGACAGACGAGGCAGAGAAAAAGCACAAGAACUUUCAGGAACUCGACCGUUUCAUGCACUACUACACACGCUUCAGGAACCAUGAGCACAGCUAUCGGCUUGAGCAGCACCUGUUGAAAACAGCCAAAGAGAAGAUGGAGCAACUCAGUCGAGCCCUGAGAGGAAGGGACGGAGGCCCACCUGACACUACAUUCAUUGAAGAUGCAGUCCUAGAACUGCUUAAGACUCGCCGCAUCCUCAAGGGCUCCUACCCUUAUGGAUUCUUUUUGGAGCCUAAGAGCACAAAGAAGGAGAUCUAUGAACUUAUGCAGACGGACCUGGAGAUGGUGACGGAGGACUUGGCACAGAAGGUUAAUAGGCCGUACCUGCGAACGCCACGUCACAGGAUCAUCCGUGCAGCGUGCCUGGUGCAGCAGAAGAGGCAUGAGUUCCUGACUUCAGUAGCAAGGGGAGUGGCUCCCAACGACUCUCCUGAGGCCCCGAGACGCAGUUUCACUGGUGGAUCAUGGGAUUGGGAAUAUUUAGGCUUUGCAUCCCCUGAGGAGUACGCAGAGUUUCAAUAUAAACGAAGACAUCGGCAGCGGAGGCGAGGCGAUAUGUCCAGCGUUCACAGCGACACAGCUGACCCCGAUGACCUCAGCGACAGCACUUUAGACACACAGGAUGUUGGAGGUGGCCAUCGGCAAGGUCUUCUGAUGGGUCUUGGUUCCUUGGAGGAAGAUGACCCUAACAUUUUAUUGGCCAUCCAGUUGUCACUCCAGGACUCAAGGAUGGCAGGAAGUGCGUCCAAUCAGGAGCUUCUCGCCAAUGAAGCCUCUCUUGGUGCAAUUGGUACCUCCUUGCCUUCCCGGCUUCAGCAGAGCACUCCAGGUGUUGAAGUUCUCCCCAGGGCUUGUCUAAGCAGCUCAGAACUGCUCGAGUUGGAAGAUAACUUGGCGAGAUUAGGCAACAUCAGCUGCCAGUACUCUGCUGCUCCUGGUGGUUCCGUCUCCGUGCAACACUGUGACAGUCACCCCUGGGGUAACAGGGCUUCUGUGGCUCCAGGUAACAGCAAUUCUUCAACAGGUCUCUUCUCCUCUUCCUCCGACACCACGGACUCAACCACAUGCUGCAAACACGAUCCAUCUUCAUCCUCUGCAUUAGCAUCAAAUGCUAACCUACUUGGCAAUAUCAUGGCUUGGUUCCAGGACAUGAAUCCUCAAGGUAUCACCCUGGUCCCCCCGACCUCCUCUGACACCGACACGCAUGCCGGUCCACUCAUCGCACCCAGAAGAGCAUCCUUGCAAGAUGAGGAGAAAAGCAGGUUUGUCGACCUCUCUGAAAACAGCAAGCCGGACGAGGUGAGGGCCGACGUGGGUUUGAGCUCUCAGAGCAAGAGCGACAUGGAAGAGAAGAGGAGUGCUGUCAUGGAGAGGCCGACUCAGUUAGAUCUGGUAGGGCCGAGCACGACGCCACCGCCUUACACGGCAGCCCUAGACACAAGUGAAGAAUCUGCAGAGUGUACAAGUUCAAAGGCCUGCUACGUAGACAGUCCGCAACGUGUCACUGUGUCCAACCAGGUGCCCAGCAGCAGCUCCUCCGAGUGGGAGGAGCAAGUGCACCUGGUAUGACCUGCUCGGCUGAGGUUAGAGGAGGCUUGUCUGGAAAUCCAAAAAUCACUGUACAUUGCAAAACUGAGUUGAAAGUACACGUAGAAGUUAUUCAAGUCGAAUAUAGCCGGAAUGAAAAUAGCAUUAUCCACGUCUGGCUGGUGUGUUUGGGGAAGAAGUAUGGAGACUCAUUAAUUCCAGUGCCGGCACUGAAAGCCAGCAAACCGAUCAGUACUUCUGGAGUCGUGAGUAGCCCCUGCAACCAGCCCUUCUGCUAUGAAAACACUCAUGAAAGAGAUCACAUUUACACAGUAUUUUCAAUGAGGAAUGCCCCUUAAGGGAGCCUACACUAAAAAGAAUAAUUCUAAUAACAAGUAGCCUUUUUUUGUAAUCAGUUUCAGAGGCGAUAUGCUGUAUAGAUUAUAAAGUCUAGCAACUAUUUUUGAUGUUCCCCUCCCACUGAAGUAAGGCAAACUGUGUGAUUCUGGAUCGGCAUUGGGGCAGCUGUGCAUAGUGAGCAAAUUAUUUUGCAUAACAUAUUCAAUCUAUAGGAAAAAGGCUGAGAGAUACUUCUCACUCUUUCCUUAUCUGCCUACUUAAAGGUGCCAGACACUGACCAGUAAAAGCGCUGUUGCAGUUUGCGAGUGUCAGCUGCAAAAGUAAAAGUAAAUUGUGCCUGUUUAUCAAGAUCUCAACCACUCAGCUAUACUUAAAAUGUGAACAGUAUUGAGCCAUAUUUUUUAUUUGAGAUUGAAGUUGAGGGUUAUUUUCAAAUCUCACAAAAAGUUAUAAUGUGCUGCAUUUAAUGGUUUAGAUUGAAGCCACAAUGGUUAUAUGCUUAAGCAAGUGGAGAAAGAAGGAAAUAAAAUCCACAUUUAGAAAAAAGAUUAUGAAUUUUUCAACUGAGAGGUAGGUGGCUUGCCCAGAAACAUUUCAAAAUGGAUUUGACAGUGGUUAUUCAUCUCAAAACCUCAGUUUGAAUGGGAAAUGUCCUCAGAGCUUCAAAAGAGAGAGAGAAAAAAAAUGCUGACAGGCCCAGAGAGGCUGCAGAGUGUAAUUUAGUGAACACCUUUGUUGCAGCAUCGUCUGAAUUCCACUGAAGUUUGUCUUAAAGUUGUGUUAGCGCUUGAAUGUCAAGUGCGGCGGGCGAGAGUCUUGUUAAGCCACUCCAGGGCCAGCCAGUCAAAAGAUAACCAGGCCAUCACUACCAGGGUUGAAUUAAUUAAAGUAGUGCAUUUGAAAAUUUAAGUGAAUUAAUUAAAUUAAUCAAGCUCAAUUUAUUGUCAUUAACUUUGGGUCCUGUUAAGGCAAAAAAA
Messenger RNA from Cololabis saira (Pacific saury), 4874 nucleotides. RefSeq names its product ankyrin repeat and IBR domain-containing protein 1-like. Gene Ontology annotation, molecular function: ubiquitin conjugating enzyme binding; ubiquitin protein ligase activity; zinc ion binding. Lineage: Eukaryota; Metazoa; Chordata; Actinopteri; Beloniformes; Belonidae. Gene Ontology annotation, cellular component: ubiquitin ligase complex; cytoplasm. Bases 226 to 3579 code for a protein of 1117 amino acids. The transcript has 20 exons. Gene Ontology annotation, biological process: ubiquitin-dependent protein catabolic process; protein polyubiquitination; positive regulation of proteasomal ubiquitin-dependent protein catabolic process. The record is from RefSeq and is a predicted model, not a curated record.